AUGGAGAGGCCCAACGCCAGCGCGGGUGCCUCCUUCAUCCUGGUGGGCUUCUCCGACCAGCCCCGGCUGGAGGCCGCCCUCCUGGUCGUGGUCUCCGUCUUCUACGUGCUGACGGUCCUGGGCAACGGCACCAUCGUGCUGGUGGCCCGGCUUGACGCCCGGCUGCACACGCCCAUGUACUUCUUCCUCACCCACCUGUCGGUGGUGGACCUCUGCCACAUGACCACCAUCGCGCCCCAGAUGCUCGUCCACCUGCGGGGCGCUGACCGGUCCAUCAGCCUGGCGGGCUGCGCCCUGCAGUUCUUCAUCACGCUGGGCCUGGGCGGCACCGAGUGUGUGCUGCUGGCUGUCAUGGCCUUCGACCGCUACGUGGCCAUCUGCCAGCCCCUGCACUACACGCAGCUCAUGCCCCCGCAGCUCUGCGGCUCCCUUGCCGGGGCCUCCUGGGCACUGGGCUUCAGCAACUCGCUGGCACACACAGCCUAUGGGCUGUCGCUGCCCCGCUGUGGCCACGUCCGCAUCCACCACUUCUACUGCGAGUCUGUGCCCACACUGCAGCUGGUCUGCGGGGACGUGCGCGCCUACCGCCGGGUCAUCUUCAUCGAGUGCAUCAUCCUCAUCGUCCUGCCCCUGCUGUUCAUCGUGGGCUCCUACGGCUGCAUCGGCUGGACCAUGGUGGGCAUGCGGUCCCCCGAGGGCCGGAGGAAGGCCGUCGGGACCUGCGGGUCCCACCUCACCGUGGUGACCCUCUUCUACACCACCCUCAUCUACAUGUACGUCAAGCCCAAGGGGGCCGUGUCCAAGUACGUGGACAGGUUCGUGGCCCUCUGCUACAACCUCGUGCCCCCCGUGAUCAACCCCCUCAUCUACACCUUGAGGAACAAAGAGGCCAAAGGCGCCCUGCGGAGGCUGUUUCUGAAGGGCUGGGGGAGAAUGUGGCGCCCAGCGUGUGGCCCCCGGGAGCAGGCCCCUCGAGGAAAGUGA
Molecule: messenger RNA, 984 nt
Organism: Sorex fumeus (smoky shrew)
Lineage: Eukaryota; Metazoa; Chordata; Mammalia; Eulipotyphla; Soricidae
Product: putative olfactory receptor 2B8
Exons: 1
Coding region: 1-984 (327 amino acids)
Biological process (GO): G protein-coupled receptor signaling pathway
Cellular component (GO): membrane
Molecular function (GO): olfactory receptor activity; G protein-coupled receptor activity
Source: RefSeq, a predicted model, not a curated record